This is a messenger RNA of Nannizzia gypsea CBS 118893, 1389 nucleotides long. Its product is annotated as phosphotransferase enzyme family protein. The coding region runs from base 1 to 1389 and encodes 462 amino acids. NCBI's taxonomy places the organism in Eukaryota, Fungi, Ascomycota, Eurotiomycetes, Onygenales, Arthrodermataceae. The transcript has 3 exons. The record is from RefSeq and is a predicted model, not a curated record. Gene Ontology annotation, cellular component: mitochondrion.
AUGGAGGAUGGUUUCCAAGCAAUUGCCAAAAUGCCCUACCGCGUUGCUCUCCCGAAAUAUUAUGCAACGGCAAGUGAGGCAGCGACAUUGGAGCUAUUGCGGAUGAAGAGCAUGCCUGUACCAAAGGUGCUUGGAUACUCUGCCUCUACUGACAAACCUGCUGGAGUUGAGUAUAUAAUCAUGGAGAAAGCCCAGGGGGUCCAGGUAAAGGAACAAUGGGUUUCAAUGACAAAACAACAGAGGCAUAAGUUAGCUUCUAGUUUUGUGGAGAUCGAAAAGACCCUCUUCUCUCUACCCUUCAGCUCAAUUGGCAGUGUUCAUUUCAAGUCGGAUAUACCAGCUGAGCUUCAAGCACCGUUGCAGGCCGUAAGCUGUCAGGGCCAAGAGCAUGGACAGGAUAUUUCUGACAAGUUCUGCAUUGGCCCAAUUGCCGAUUAUAUGUUCUGGUAUGGGAAACGCGCAGGACUUGACAUAUCGCGGGGACCAUGGAACGAUUCUACGAGCUACCUCCGAUCAAUCGCAGACAAGGAGAUGAAGUGGACUCAACAAUACGGAAAACCACUUGAACUUCGUUUCCCCCACAAUGACGUGCUCACUGGCAAGCAAAGUCCAGACAGAUAUGUUGACCUGUUGAGCAAAUAUCUGGCAUUAACCCCAUACCUUCUUCCUAGAGAGGGCUCGGAACUAAACAGCCCAACUCUCAGACAUCCUGCUUCCUGUGAGAUCACCCGUUUAAUUGAUUGGCAACAUACGAUUAUACAGCCAAGUCUCCUUGCCGCUGGUUAUCCUCGAGCUUUUGAGAACCCUGACACCGAUGAGCCACUCGAUCUAAAAGAGCCCACUCUGCCGCCCGAGUAUGAUAGCUUAGAGGGCGAUGAGAAAGCUGAAGCAGAUGAGCUCUAUCGCCGUAUGCUGAUGUUUCACUACUACCGUAUAUAUACAGGCGUGUUCAACAAACUGCAUCUCCACGCCUUAAGGGAUCCCCUGUUGAACCCACGGAAACAUCUGGUAGACAGAGCAGGCCGCCAGUGGAGCGGAAAUACAAUCACCUUGAAGGGCGCCUUGAUUCGUAUGGCCGAUUACUGGGACCAGCUGCCUGAAACAAAGGGAAUCGAAUGUCCUGUAAAGUUCAACAUAUCGGAGAUCAACGAGUUUCUAAAGCAGGAAGAGAUGUGGCUCUGUUUCAAUGCCGUCGUGAACCAUUGGCGGGAUGAACUAUGCAUCAGCGAAGACGGCUGGGUUAGCGACGGGAACUAUGAGUCUGCAAUGAAGGUGAUACAGGGCCUGAAGCAGGAUAUGCUCAGCAAGGCAGAAGGAGACCAAGAAGACAUUGACAUUGUACUGAUCAACAAGGGCUGGCCGUUUGAUGACCACGAGGAGAUUGACUGA